AUGGGGAGAGACUGGCAGGGCCAGAGGGAAGGAGAUCCCCUCAUUCACCACAACUUUGAGCUGCACGAAAAGGAAGCAGAGAGCGUGAACUCGGAGGAGUGCUGCCUACUGGUGAAGACUGCUAAGCUGGACCCCUCCCAGAACUACGUCGCUGGCUUCCACGCUCAUGGGAUCCUCACCACUGGAGCUUGUACCAACCUGUGCACAGAGGGUACGGGCUUCUCCUCGGUUUUCCCAGGCAUCCGCUCACAUCUGAUGAUGAUGCACUGGUGUUUCUGGGCCCCUGUCUACAGGGAUUACAUCAUGUCGGGGGGGCUGGUCUCAUCAGACAAGGAGAGUGCUACUCACAUUCUGAGCAGGAAAGGAGGCGGCAACCUGAUGUCCAUCAUUGUUGGGGGCGUCCAGGAGUCACUGAACGCCAGGCCUGGAGCCUACAAGCUGGUGCUGCGGAACCGCAAGGGCUUCAUCAGGCUCGCCCUGACACACGGGGCAGAUCUGGUGCCAAUCUUCUCCUUUGGGGAGAAUGACAUAUAUGACCAGGUUGAGAACUCUCCUGAUUCCUGGUUGCAGUGGUUUCAGGACCAAUUUCUCAAGAGCACUAGAGGUUCCAUCCCUCUCUUCUAUGGCCGUGGAGUCUUCCAGUACAGCUUUGCUAUGCCCUACAGCCGACCCAUCACUGCUGUGGUGGGGAAGCCCAUUGAGGUGCAGAAGACACCACAUCCCUCCCAGAAGGAGGUGGACAGGCUUCACCAGCGCUACAUGAAGGAGCUGGAAAAUCUCUUCGAAGCCCACAAGCUCAAGUACAAAGUGCCCAGAGGCCAACACUUGGAGAUCUGCUGA
Odocoileus virginianus texanus is the source of this 840-nucleotide messenger RNA. NCBI's taxonomy places the organism in Eukaryota, Metazoa, Chordata, Mammalia, Artiodactyla, Cervidae. The record is from RefSeq and is a predicted model, not a curated record.